Gloeophyllum trabeum ATCC 11539 is the source of this 480-nucleotide messenger RNA. RefSeq names its product rhamnose mutarotase. The transcript is spliced from 3 exons. Gene Ontology annotation, molecular function: racemase and epimerase activity, acting on carbohydrates and derivatives. NCBI's taxonomy places the organism in Eukaryota, Fungi, Basidiomycota, Agaricomycetes, Gloeophyllales, Gloeophyllaceae. The record is from RefSeq and is a predicted model, not a curated record. The coding region runs from base 1 to 351 and encodes 116 amino acids.
AUGUCCAUCUCGCAUUCCAAACGUCUCAAACCGGAGUCCGUCGCCGAAUACAAGGCCCUCCACGCCGCCGUCUGGCCCGGCGUUCUCGCCGCGCUGCAGCGGCACCAUAUCGCCGACUACUCCAUCUACCACUACCCGCCGCUCAACCUCCUCGUCGCCACCUUCAAGUACACCGGUGAGGACUAUGCGAAGGAUAUGGCAGGCAUCGCGGCGGACCCCGAGACGCAGCGGUGGUGGAAGGUCACGGACGGGAUGCAGGAGAGUUUCAAUGAGGGCGCGACGGGGAGCGCAGGGGAGGUGCCGUGGUGGACGGAGCUGGAGGAGGUGUUUAGGUUCGAAGGACAGGCUUGACCCGUAUACCAGCAGCGUGUGAGAGGAUGUAACAGCAAUCAUGACCGCACUUGCCUGUUCCCUGCUUGCGUUGCAACCUCAGGACAGGCUACGUACGCGUGAAGCUAUGCUGAGUUUACCGUAUUCGUG